Messenger RNA from Falco peregrinus (peregrine falcon), 940 nucleotides. RefSeq names its product TatD DNase domain containing 3 (gene TATDN3). The record is from RefSeq and is a predicted model, not a curated record. Gene Ontology annotation, molecular function: hydrolase activity, acting on ester bonds. Bases 1 to 864 code for a protein of 287 amino acids. NCBI's taxonomy places the organism in Eukaryota, Metazoa, Chordata, Aves, Falconiformes, Falconidae. The transcript has 8 exons.
AUGCCGGCCCGGAAGCGGAACCCGCGGCCUCUGCCCCCCUCUUCCCCUGGGCGGUAUGGCGGCGGUGACGGCGGGGCCGGUGGAUUGCCACUGCCACCUCGCCGCGCCCUGCUUCCAGACGGACGUGGCGGCCGUGGUGCGGGCGGCCCAGCAGGUGAGGCGGCCGGCGGCGACCCUCUCUCUCCCCAGGCUGCCCCCGCGGCCCCCCGGCCCGGUGUCAGCGGGGCGGCGGUUUCUGUCUGGCGCAGGCGGCGGUGGCGGCGCUGGUGGCGGUGUCGGAGCAGGCGGGGGAGUGCCGCCGCGUCCUGGAGCUGUCCGAGAGAUUCCCGGGAUUUGUUCUGCCGUGCCUGGGAGUCCACCCGCUUCAAGAGGCGUCGCCGGGGGAGCAGCGCAGCGUUACUCCGGCGGAUCUGGAUGCUGCAUUGCCACUUAUGGAACUCUACAAAGAUAAACUGGUGGGGAUUGGAGAAAAAUGUUCAUUCCCGCUCAGCUGGAAGACCAACCAUUAAUCUCUUAAAGGAACAAGGUGCUACAAAGGUGUUGCUCCAUGCUUUUGAUGGGAAGCCAUCUGUAGCGAUGGAAGGGUUGAAGGCUGGAUACUUCUUCUCCAUUCCUCCUUCCAUUAUAAGGAGUGAACAGAAACAGAAGCUUGUGAAACUGUUACCUCUGGAAAGUUUGUGCUUGGAAACUGACUCUCCUGCUCUGGGGCCUGAAAAACAGGUGAGGAAUGAACCAAAAAAUGUUUACAUUGCUGCAGAAUAUAUUGCCAAAAUUAAAGGAAUUCCAGUUGAAGAAGUUAUAGAAGUGACUACACAGAAUGCACUGAAAGUAUUCCCCAAACUUCGGAACUUUCUUCAGAAAUAGAUUCAGAAAUGUAUGACAUUGCAGACACUAUUAUUUAUGGUGUAAUGAAUAAAACCAGUGCACAUCUUGUCUUAAA